CCUCCCAUCAAUGACUUCAAAAGUAGAAACAUGGCGGCGUGGAAGUGAGAGACUGACUCAGGCGAGAUACUGCAAAUGAAACAGCAAAAAGUUUAUAUAUGUAUGUUUUAGCGCCUGGAAAGACGUAUUGUUGUAGGUAACACUGGAAUGUCUUCUUCCUGCACCGUGUGCACGCGGAACAGUGUGGAUAGAAAAUAAGGUGUUUGCUCGCCUCCUAAACGCAAAACCCACAACCUCGGUGAAAGCCAGCAGGAUAAAGACGACUGAGAUGAACGGGGAAGUAUUAUGCAAUGGACGCACUACACUUCACAGUUUUUUGAGCCACCAGCCGUCAAAGGCACAGCAGCAUCAUGAGGAGAUCUCUGUCCAGGUCAUCCAAGAGGAGAAAUCCUCAAGGAUAUUUUGCACACAGACUGAGACUCCGAAUAAUUCCAAAAGACGCAGUACUGUAACUGGAGAGCUCAUUCUCCCCACAAUGGCUGUAAAUGAAGACCUCCAAACUUUAAAACACAAAGCAGAGGAAAAGAGUAGGCCAAGGCAGCGCGUGCAGGCCCAUUUUCUCACACCAGCUGAAGUCACUCCAGAAAUCAAAAACACUCGCGCACCAUGUCUGAAGAAGGCCGGCUGCCGUAAAGUCAAAGUGGGGAAGUCUGCAGGGAGAGUUGCAGAGAGCAAGAAUUCCAAUAAUCGAAAGGUCACCGAUUACUAUCCCAUUCGGAGAAGUUCACGGAAAAGCAAAACUGAAUUAAAGUGUGAACAGAAGAAACACUUAGAUGAGCUGAUCACAAAUGGGAUUGAGGACGGAAUGAUGGUGAAGUACAUUGAAGGAAAGGGAAGAGGAGUCUUCGCCACCCAAAGCUUCCAGAAAGGGCAGUACGUAGUGGAAUAUCACGGCGACUUGUUGCUGCAAACCGACGCCAAAAAAAGGGAGGCUGUAUACGCACAAGACCCUGAUACGGGCUGCUACAUGUACUACUUCCAGUAUCUCAGCAAAACCUAUUGUGUGGAUGCCACAAAGGAAACUGAACGCUUGGGAAGGCUAAUCAACCACAGCAAGAACGGCAACUGUCAGACCAAACUCCAUGACAUCAAUGGAAUACCUCACCUGAUCCUCGUGGCCUCUCGAGAUAUAGAGGAGGGAGAAGAGUUGCUGUAUGACUACGGAGACCGAAGCAAAGCCUCUAUAGCCGCUCACCCGUGGCUCAAACACUGACAGAUCUCGAGAAGGGAACAGCUCGUUUCUUAAAAUCCAGUUUUUAAUGUAAAUCUUGCCUUAGCAAAAAGAGAAUGUUUAGGGGGUAGUACUUGUUUGGGUGUGUUCAUCAGUGACUUACACAUUUAGGUUACGAUACAUAUUCCACACGUCCUACAUGAUACUUUUAAAAAAAAUAUAUUUAUCCUGCUAUGACAUGCUAGUUUUGACACUUCUUUUUUUUGUAUGUUUUAUAUACUUGGUAGAGCAGUGCUUCCAAAGCAUGCAGUUAUAGUCAAACUUUCUGCAUUUUUAUAAGGAGUUUUCUUAAGCCAAUGUAUAGUAGUUUAGUGGCUUAGCAAUAACUAUUUAUGAUGUGCAAACAAUUCUGUGGAAUGCGAGUGAUGCUUAGAAGAGCCAUGUUUUAAAAGCUUAAGAAAACUGGAAGGUACCCCCUUUCCCUCGACUUAAUUUGGAGUCUUACUGUUUUACGAUGUUGAGCGUGAUAAUGGAUUUUGAAAAAAUAAAAAUCUGAACUUCUUUUUGAGGGUUCAGAAUAAAAUGACCCGUGAUUAUUCAGCUGAUUCUCGAUGCUGGGAUGGAAGCGUUGUUUAAUAAAAUGAUUUUAUGCAAAA
This is a messenger RNA of Hemibagrus wyckioides, 1827 nucleotides long. It is a transcript of the gene kmt5aa, whose product is annotated as lysine methyltransferase 5Aa. The transcript has 7 exons. NCBI's taxonomy places the organism in Eukaryota, Metazoa, Chordata, Actinopteri, Siluriformes, Bagridae. The record is from RefSeq and is a predicted model, not a curated record. Gene Ontology annotation, molecular function: histone H4K20 methyltransferase activity; protein binding. Bases 269 to 1213 code for a protein of 314 amino acids.